Molecule: messenger RNA, 3581 nt
Organism: Castor canadensis (American beaver)
Lineage: Eukaryota; Metazoa; Chordata; Mammalia; Rodentia; Castoridae
Gene: Mgst2
Product: microsomal glutathione S-transferase 2
Biological process (GO): leukotriene biosynthetic process
Cellular component (GO): membrane; endoplasmic reticulum; nuclear envelope
Molecular function (GO): glutathione transferase activity; glutathione peroxidase activity; leukotriene-C4 synthase activity
Source: RefSeq, a predicted model, not a curated record
CUCAACACCCUAAGGUGCCUCUCAUUUGUUGUUGGCUUGCUAGAAAGUUCCAGGAACCAGACUGUCCCUGUGAAAGAUGGUGGAGAAUGCAAUCCUGCUGGCUGCUGUCUCCCUUCUCUCUGCCUGUCAGCAAAUCUACUUUGCUUUGCACGUUGGAAAGACAAGAUUACAAUGCAAGAUCACUGCCCCAGCAGUCACUGGGUCACCACAGUUUGAGAGAAUAUUUCGUGCACAACAAAACUCUGUGGAGUUUUAUCCUGUCUUCCUCAUAACCUUGUGGCUGGCUGGCUGGUAUUUCAGCCAAGUUUUUGCAGCUGGCCUGGGUCUAGUGUACCUAUUUGGCCGUCACAAGUACUUCUGGGGAUAUUCAGAAGCUGCUGAAAAAAGGGUCUUCGGUUUCCAGUUGAGCCUGGGGACAUUGGCCUUGUUGAUUCUCCUCAGUGGGCUGGGGAUUGCAAGCCACUUUCUCAAUGAAUAAAAGGACCGCUGUCUUGCCAAGACUCUGAGGUGGCGCGUCUAGCUUUUUCUCUUCCCUUCAUGCAUGCAGAAGCUGGCUGUUUCCAUGCUGAAAGUAACAUGUUGUCAUUUGUUAAAUAAAUUUCAAGAGAACAGUUCUUUCUGUUGUUUUUUUUUGACAUUGCACUAUGGAAACACUCACUUUACAGAACACGUUUCCUGUUUAAGAGCCAAAUUUCCUGGGGCAGGUCCAUCCAUAUCACCAGUGGACGUGUGCUGAGCUCUGGUUUUAGAAGUGCAUGUUGAGGUUCUGAUUGUUUUUAUGGGGACAGAGUGGCCUGACUCGUGUGCUGGGCUUUCUGUGGAUCACUGACAUAGCCUGCUUCUGAGACAGUUUCUGUCUUGAUGGAAAGUUCCAGACAGAUGCUGCUAAGGCAGUUCAGCCCCCUAAACUGGUUGCAGGAAAGCAACAGAUGGUUGGAAGUGGGAGGCAUCAGAAAAGCAAAUAAAGUAGCCAGAGAAGGGCGUCAUCAACUAAUGGAACCAAACAAAUCUGGUUGUGAAAGCGUAUUUUAUAAAGAAAAAGGAAAAAGGAAAAAAGUUGUAUUAUUGUAAGGAACUACCCGGGGACCAGUGCUAAAUGAAUUAUUUGUGCCUCUGGGCAGAGGGAGGAGGAUCUUGCUGACAGCUGUGGACUCUGAUGGGUUCCAUUGCACAUCUGUAUCCCGUGGAGUUUGGGGAGGGGAUACAGAUGCCAGGGGAACCUGGGCUGUUGGUCUGAUCUUGAUGUGCAGUUGCUGUCUGACACAAUGCAUUUGACAUUUCUUCACGUUCUUCAUCUGUGAAAUGGAAUAAUGCAGCCUCGCAGACCUCCAAGAUUCUAGGACAAAAGUCUUAGAAGCGUCCGUAAUAUUUUAGGAGAAGAACCCUCUCAGGUUUUCAGAGACAAUCAGACAACUUUGAAUCUGGUGUGGACAUCUUCCAGAAGCUAGUGAAUGUUUCUUUACAGUAGGGACAAGGGAAGUUACAGAGGCUAUGAAUAAAGGAAAGGCAACAAAAGCCUUUCCAGAAUAAUGAGAUACUAGUGUUUCCAGAAUAAUGAGAAAAAAGGACAUAGCAACCUCCCUGUCCCAAUUACCAGUGUGUCCUGGGAACGUGCUGACCCAGAAUGGGGACAGUUGAAGACUAGGCCAGGUCCCCCUACUCAUUGGCUGUUUGACCUUGGACACCCCAUCAAUAAGAAGUCGUGUGGCAAAAAGCAAAGAUGUCAGCGCUUAGAUGGCCUUCUUUUGUCCUGUCACCUGCUGGCCGGGCUACCCCAGCAGUUUGUGGUUCUCUGCAUCCAUUUUCUCUUAGGUAAAGUGGGGCUGCUACUCUAAAAUGCUGAUUCCAAAGGUCAUUCUAUUUGGUAUUCUUAUCUGUUAUGAUGGCAGCUUGAAUCAUGACAUUUUGUUUUAUACAUGGAAGACAGUGAAGGAAGAGAGAAUGCAAAUUUUUGACCUUAUUGCCUAAUUACUGCAUAAUCAUGUCAUUUGGAAAUAGAAAAAACAAAUCCAAAUCUUAUAUUUUAGGAUUUUACAAGAAUUUCUAUUUUGCUCCUAAUUGGUUCGGGACAACGUGCACCAUGCAUGCACGCACCCACACAGGCGCGCACACGGGUGGCCAAACAAGAUGUGGCACUGAGCAGAGGAUGUACCAGGCUACCAAAACUCUGUGUCUUUAAACAUCGCCAUGAACUUGUUUCCUUUGUUCUAAUUCUUUGCCACCAGGCCUCUUGAUAUUUUAAUUCUUAUUAAAUUUGGCUACAGGACCCUGAUUAGAGCCAGCCUCUUCCACAGCCAGAUUUCAUUCUUUCUGGCCAAAGAGAUGUGAGUUUCUUUUUGUUGUUGUGACAGAGUCUCAUUAUGUCUCCUAGGCUAGCCUUACACUCACAGUCCUCCUGCCUUAACCUCCCUGGUGCUGAGACACACCCGGCUUGUGAGUUUCUGAUUGGCUUGAUGGUUGCAUAUACAUUUUUGUAUGUUAGUAAAUUGACAAAUUUUAUUUUUAGACAUCACAUUCAUUAUUUGAAAAAGUCCAAGUCCUUAAAAAAAGGGACAGAGAACUUUUUCUCUAUUAAGAAAGUCUUAAGGGGCACAAAAACCAAAGGGCAGUAUGAGAUUCUCUAUAGAUCCUAGUUAGGAAAAAAAAACAGCCAAGGAAGACAUUUGUGAGACAGUUGGAACAAGGUGAGCAAGCAUUAGAAGGCAUUAGGAGCUAAUAGUGUUAGCUGUGUUAGUGUGAUAGCAACAUAGUGUCUAAAGAAGAGAAAGUCCUUCUGUGGAGCUGUGUGCUGAGGCACGGAGUGGGAGGGGUCAGAGAUGAGUAAUUUGCUUUGAAAUGUUUUCCAAACGAUGCCUGUUAUGGCAAAGCAUUAAUGAUGACUGACCGGUAUUCUUUCUACUUUCCUGGUUGGUUAAAUAUUCCUAGUAAAAAGUUUUAAAAACUAGGAGAAGUUAAACCUAAAAGCAGGUUCUUGCUGGCAUGGUAGUUUCUUGGGUUGCAUGCAGUUGGUGUGACUGGGGACAUAGUGUCUUUGUAGAGCUGCAGUAAUUAGUGUUGGCCUGUCCCUGAUGUCCUGGGUGUGGGUCGUGACACCCAGCUCCCAAGUGUGUGGAAGCUGUGAUAAUUCCUUCCAGCUAUUAUACAAAAUGGGACAGGUAGCUGUGGCAGCUGGUCCAGGGGACACCAGUAUAGGAAUCUUAUGUCGUUAGAACUUAAUGAAAGACAGAAUAGUGGGGAAGACUGAAAAGGAGAGAACAAAAAGGAAAUGAAAGGAUAGGGUGCUGGCCAUGCAGAGGUUCUCCUGACGCCUUCCCAAGCAGUUCUCCUCCUUGCUUUUCUUAUUAGUGUUGGAGGUCAGUAGAAUGUGGCCCGGACAGUUCUCCCUCCUUUCUCCAGUCACAGUCCUCCUUGAGAAGAACGGAAAAGGACAGAAAUGGCUCACCUGAUGCUUGUAACUGUUCCUUCGUCCAUCAAGCAGCAGCUACAGUGUUCUCACUGGGGCAGAGAGAUGCCCAGUGACUUCCUAGAGAGAUGUCCUUUCUUCUCCCACCACGCAAUUGACUGCACUAAGAUUUCAUAAU